AUGAGGUCGUCGUGGUGUUCGUCCGCAUCAGAAUCGAUUUCAUCUGUCCACGACCGUCAUCUUGCUGUUUAUAUGAUAUUUGUAUUGCACGGAAUUGGAAUGCUCUUGUCGUGGAAUAUGUUUAUUACAAUUGCUCCACAGUACUAUGUCGGUUACUGGUUUACCGUUGACGGUAACGCAACACAGUACGCGGAAAGUUUUAUGAGUGUAAUUGGAGUAACGUCACAAAUUCCGAAUGUCGGCAUUAUGUUCAUCAACAUGGCUGUCGUCGUCGCCGGUCCUCUUAUGCUGCGUGUCGUCAUUCCACUGAUUAUCAAUUGUCUUCUAGUAAUUACCAUUGUCGCAAUGGUUAUAUUCGUCCAACCAAAUGACAACGAUCGAAACUGGUUUUACAUUGUUACACUGGUGAUUAUUAUUCUAAUGAAUCUCUGUAAUGGAGUCUAUCAGAGCUCAAUCUAUGGGAUCGUAGCCGAUUUUCCCGACAACUAUCCGAAUUCGUUGAUAAUCGGAAAUAAUUUAUGUGGAAUCUUCACCAGUUUGAUGAGUAUUUUCACUACAUUAGUCUCACCAGAUAAUGUCAUGCUAAAUACUCUACUGUAUUUCUGCAUUUCACUUGGUAUACUCGUCAUUUGUGUAUUAUCGUUGGCUGUUCUCGUCAAAUUGCCAUUCUAUCGUAAUUACAUGGCACUAGGUAAUUCAGCUCGCAAGGAAGAUGAUGCAGAGAGUCCUAGUUUUUCUCAAUACUGGAAAUGUCUAUCAUAUUGUUGGGUUCAACUAUUCAAUAAUUUCUUUGUGUACUUUGUGACACUCGUCAUUUUUCCGGCAAUGGCCACUGACACACCGUACUAUCGACGAGAUGGUGACCCAUGGAGAUCAGUUUUUCCA
Messenger RNA from Angiostrongylus costaricensis, 885 nucleotides. The record is from the annotation of a GenBank genome assembly. NCBI's taxonomy places the organism in Eukaryota, Metazoa, Nematoda, Chromadorea, Rhabditida, Metastrongylidae.